Grus americana (Whooping crane) is the source of this 2602-nucleotide messenger RNA. RefSeq names its product synaptophysin-like protein 1. The coding region runs from base 75 to 776 and encodes 233 amino acids. The transcript is spliced from 5 exons. Lineage: Eukaryota; Metazoa; Chordata; Aves; Gruiformes; Gruidae. The record is from RefSeq and is a predicted model, not a curated record. Gene Ontology annotation, cellular component: synaptic vesicle; synaptic vesicle membrane.
GGUUGGGCGCGCGCGGGGGGGCGGGCCACGCCCCUUCCGGCUGACGCCACUUCCGGCGCGCGGCGGGAAGGAAGAUGUCGGGGCUGAGGCUGGAGCUGGGUCCGGCCAAGGAGCCGCUGGGGCUGGUGCGGGGCCUGCAGUGGUUUUUCUCCAUUUUUGCUUUCGCCACCUGUGGGGGUUACAGCGGCACCGUCACCUUCUUGAUCGGUUGCGAUGGCCAACCCAACGUCACCGUCACCGCCCCUUUCUCCUACCCCUUCCGGUUGAACCAAGCCACCUUCACGCCCUCGUUGACCAAGCUGUGCAACAAAACAUGGCAGUCGGACGUCCACCUGGUUGGCGAUUUUUCUUCUUCGGCUCAGUUCUUCGUCACGGUGGCUGUCUUCGCCUUCCUCUACAGCAUGGCCGCCCUCGCCCUCUACUUGGGUUAUCUCCACCUCUACCGUGGGGCUGGUGGGAAGCUGCCCUUGGUGGAUUUCUUGGCCACCGUGGCCUUCUCCUUCCUGUGGCUGGUGAGCUCCUCGGCGUGGGCCAAGGCCCUCACGGAUGUGAAGGUGUCGACAACGGCCCCCAUGCCUGACUGCCAACACCCCGUCGCCUGUUUUCCCGCGGGUGUCACCCCCAUGGGGUCCCUCAACGUUUCUGUGGUCUUUGGUUUCCUCAACUUGGUGCUCUGGGUUGGAAGCUCUUGGUUUGUCUACAAGGAGACCAACUUCCACCGCCCGGCUGCGCCGCCCCCCGCCGUCACCCCCACCGCCGUGCCGGCCGCCAUGUAACCCCGCCCCCCCCGUCCCGCUCCCCCGGCGCGCUUCUACGGCGCGUGUCACUUCCUUCUUCCCAACCUCAUCCUCACCACGUGGUUGUCACCAGCGCCGGCUUGAGUCCUUCUCCAGGGAGAUGCCACCAGAUUUUUUUUUUUUUUUGGUUCUUUGGGUGGUUUUUGGGUGUUUUAUUUCGGUAUUGCUAAAUUUGGUGUGUUUUGGGGCAAUUUGGGUGGGUUUUGUUUUUUUUUUUUUUUUAAAAAGCUUAUUUUAUUGCCGGAAGGGACGCGUGCUACCCGGUGGGAGGCGCCGGUGAGGCCACCUGAAGAAGAAGGUCAGAGCGUUCUUCAGGGCGGGGUGGGUGCGGUCCAACUGCGACCGCCGCGUGGGUUGGGUGUUGGGCGGUGGCCCGCCGACGCCGCGGCGUCCACCCCACGGCACGGGCAUGGCUGGGCGGCGUUGGUUUGGUGUCUUCCGGUUGGCCCCAGGCACGGAUCAACCGUGGUUGGAGCAGGGUGAGGUGGGUACGUGGGAGAUGAUGUCAGAGCGAUCUUGACUUCGCUUGGGUCCUUCUUCGAGCUCUUGAAGUGCGUAGGGAUUGGUCAAGUCGGUCUUGACUUGGUUUGAGUGUCGGUUGGGAUUGGUCGUGUCUUACUGUCUUCUGGUAGAACUCCGUUGAUCGUUGGUGGUUGGUUGGUGGUGUGGACCUGGGGUUGGUCAUCAGUGCUGGGAUUGGAUGAGGCCUUGAUUGGCCCAUUGGUUUGAGUAGGGAUUGGGCAAGUUGAUCUUGGACUCGGGUUGAUCUAGACCAGCUUCGGGUUGGUCUCGUCUCAUUGGCUCGUUGUAGAUCUCGGUUGACCUUUGGUGGUUGCUUGAUCCAGACCUGGGAUUGGUCAUCACUAGCGGGGUUGGACCAAACCUGGAUUGGCCAAGAUCUGAGUUGAGUUGGUCAAGAGCAGGGUUGACCGUUAGUACCUGACCGGAUCCAGAUCUAGAGAUGACUGUUGGUGGUUGGCUCGGAGCAGAUCUGGACUGGCCUCUUCCGAUUGGUCCAGUCCAAAGCCCAUUUGGUUCUUACUGGUUGCUUUGAUCAAGACACUGAUUGGUUGUUCGGUGGUUGAGUUGGUUUUGGCUUUGGUUGGGUUCUUCCAAGCCUGGUUGGGUCAUGGUGGUUGGCUCAGCCCAGACCUUGGUCUCUUCCUGUUGGCUCCUUCAAGACCAGGAUUGACCAUCAGGUUGCACCAAGGUUGGGUUGGCAUCUUCCCAGUUGGGUGGGUCAAGGCCUGGUUGGGCCAUCGUGGUUGGCUCAGACAAGGUUGCCAGACCCAACUUGGCUUUCUCUGAUUGGUCUAUUUCUGACCUACGUUAAUCAUUGAUGGUUGAGUAGAUGGAGACCUACCGGUGGCUUGGUUGCUCCGGACUUACCUUGGCCUCUUCCAGUUGAGUCCUCCUCAACACACGUUGACCACCGACGGUCAUCUUCAUCCACACUUACUCCAGGUUGAGUUACCCUCAACCUCUUCUUCCUCUCAGGGCUCCACCCAUGGGUGUCAUGACACCCUUAGCACCCUCUACCCGGGUCAACCAAACACUACAGUCCCCACCACCCUCCUCUUCCUCAGCUUCUUCAUCUUCUCGGUGGGUAGAGUUCAGGUGACCGAAGUUCAAGGUCAUCUCCACUGGCUUCUCCCCACCCAUCCCCAAUUUCUUGCUCUUAUGGGAAUGGCCCCGCCCCCAAAACUCCACCUCUUCUCCAGGAUAGGACGGGGGGUGUCUCUUGUCCCGCCCUCCUGCCCCACCCCCUUUUCUGCAACUGCCUCAAUAAAGAGAUUAUUGUAGAA